AUGGAUAUUCACCGCUGCAGAUUCGUUCCAUACCCUCCGUCAACAAUCAAUGCAUUGGCAUUCACACACUCGAAGUUGACAAAAGGACAAUCUGCCGUUUCCCCACGAUUAGCCCUCGGUCGCGCAAACGGUGAUAUCGAGCUUUGGAACCCGCAAAAAGGAUCAUGGCUUCAAGAGACAAUCAUCCGGGGUGGAAAGGAUCGCAGUAUUGAUGGACUAGUUUGGACUCAAGAUCCUAAUGAGGAUGUUAAUGGCACGAAAAUAAUUGGGAAAUCCAGGCUCUUCAGCAUCGGAUACACUACAACUGUUACCGAGUGGGAUUUGGUGAAAGGUCAGCCAUUACGUUCAGCGAGCGGAAACCAUGGAGAGAUAUGGUGUCUUGCUGCCCAGCCCGCAGAAGAACAAAAAGCUGGAGAGGAACCUUCUGGAGAAUGUCAAAAGCUUAUAGCUGGUUGUGUUGACGGAGCUUUGGUUUUAUACUCCACAGCGGAUGAAGAUCUGCAAUUACAAAAAGUUCUUGUUCGCCCAUCCGCGAAAAAAGCAAAGAUUGUUAGUGUUGCCUUCCAAGAUCGCAAUCAUGUUAUUGCAGGAUGUUCAGAUAGCAAUAUUCGAGUUUAUGAUAUACGAACUGGAUCAAUGGUAAGACAGAUGUCUUUGGGAGCUGGACCUAAAGGGGGACCCAAAGAUAUUAUUGUUUGGGCUGUCAAAGCAUUACCAAAUGGAGACAUAAUAUCUGGUGACUCGACGGGAGAAAUUAAAAUAUGGCAGGGCAAAACAUACAGUAUGAUGCAGCACAUUAAAAGUCAUACCCAAGACGUUCUCAGCCUUGCAACAAGCUCUGAUGGGAUGACAAUUUUCAGUGGUGGUAUGGAUAGACGGACGGUCGUCUACAAACAAAUAAAAGGGAAGAAGAGAUGGUCAGAAGUGAGGCACAGAAGAUUUCAUAGCCACGAUGUUAAGGCUAUGGCAAGCUUGGAAUGUCAGGGAAUCAGUGUUGUGGUUUCCGGAGGUCCCGAUGCCGCACCUACUGUUCUGCCACUGGCGCAUUCUGGUCAAGAGAACCAACGUGCCCUGCCAUUCCUCCCUCAACCAUCCAUUAUUCAAAGUUCUACAAGAAAGAGAUUGUUGAUGAGCUGGUGGGAUAGAGAAAUAAAUAUCUGGCGCAUAAACAAACUGUCGGAUUCGAUCAACGGCGAUGAAUUAGAAGCCGCGGCUGUCAAUCGCAAAUUGGUAGCGAAGAUAUUAAUCAAGGGAGAGUCUAACAUCACAUCGGCGAGUUUGAAUGCUGGAGGAAACCUGCUCGCUGUUUCAACUGUGUCAGAUAUAAAGCUAUUCCGUCUCAAGGCACGGAAACCAGAAGAGGGUGAGGGUCUCAAGGUAUCAACCGUCACUGUACCACACGUUUUUUCUUCUGGAGCGCGUUUGAUUCAGUUCUCCCCUGAUGGAAACUGGUUAUCGGUAAUUCGUGACGAUAGCUCGAUUGCCGUGGCACGAAUCAUUCAAGACAAUGCCUCACCAUCAUCCUUCAGUAUAAUACCUCAGCUCUCAAAACUUUCUCGUCUUGAUCGCAACAUCUCAAAAGCCAAGCUUCUAGGUGGUCUCGGCGCAUACGAAAGAACCGUCACUCAAGUAGCAUUCUCAUCUGAUAGCAGAAUUUUAGUAGUCAGCGAUUUGGCAGGUUUUGUUGAUACUUGGGUUUUAGAAGGAAUCGAAGAUCUCACACAAGAAUUGGAGGAAACGCAGGAAGAUGACGCAUCUGAUGAUGAAUCUGACGAUGGCUCCGACGUCGAAGAAGAGAAGAAGCCAAAAUUAGUUUUCGGUCAACAUUGGACACGUAAUCCUUCUGCCACUCGUUUACCAAAACUUCCCGCCGCGCCAGUUGUACUAUCAUUCCGCCCUUCAACUCGCCCGGCACUAAUCAACGGAGCCACACCUCCUGCUACACGCAACAAUCCUCGUCCUGUAUCUCACGAACUACCUGUCGCCGAGGACCGUUUAGUCAUUGUCACAUCCACUAAUGAAAUUUAUGAGUUCGAAGUUCUCACCGGUUCACUCACACCUUGGUCUCGUAGAAACCCCACCUCUACAUUUCCACUUGCUUUCCGCCAAGUCAUGGAUUUGGCAAGAGGUUGCAUAUGGGAUAUUUCUAAUGGUCGAGAACGUAUGUGGCUACAUGGUGUUGGCUGGUUAUGGAUGUUCGAUCUAUCACAAGAUUUCCAUUUUGAAGAUGAAGAAGCAGAGGAGGAUGGAGAUUCUGAGAUUUCAGGAAACAAGCGCAGACGCUUUCAAUUAGGAAGAUCUGGAGCAGGAGGUAUGGUCGACCCAGAAGAGAACGAGACAGGCAUGUCCCGCAAAAUUCGCAAACUCAUUCACGAGGAGGAGACGCACGAAACGGAAGUUGAUGUAGAAGAUAACAAAUAUCAAAUGGAUGUUGAUUCGGACGAUGAUGAUAUUGGCAAUGAAUUGAAGUCACUGCUUAGGGAACGGUCGCAAAAAAGCGAGGAUGAGAAAUUUGGGGGACCAGCACAAACUUACAAAACAUUCAAGUACAGGCCUAUACUUGGUAUGGUAGAGAUUGGGGAGGGAGUAGAAGGUGGUCCUGAGGUGGCAAUCGUAGAAAGACCAAUCUGGGAAACUGACUUGCCAAUGAGACUAGAAGGUGACCAGGAGUGGGAAAAGAAGUCGUUGUAUUGA
Messenger RNA from Sclerotinia sclerotiorum 1980 UF-70, 2694 nucleotides. RefSeq lists its product as hypothetical. Gene Ontology annotation, biological process: maturation of SSU-rRNA from tricistronic rRNA transcript (SSU-rRNA, 5.8S rRNA, LSU-rRNA). The record is from RefSeq and is a predicted model, not a curated record. Bases 1 to 2694 code for a protein of 897 amino acids. Gene Ontology annotation, cellular component: t-UTP complex; 90S preribosome; small-subunit processome. Lineage: Eukaryota; Fungi; Ascomycota; Leotiomycetes; Helotiales; Sclerotiniaceae. Gene Ontology annotation, molecular function: RNA binding; protein binding. The transcript is spliced from 2 exons.